Molecule: messenger RNA, 5468 nt
Organism: Malaclemys terrapin pileata
Lineage: Eukaryota; Metazoa; Chordata; Testudines; Emydidae
Product: sulfotransferase 1 family member D1-like
Exons: 8
Coding region: 316-1194 (292 amino acids)
Biological process (GO): sulfation
Cellular component (GO): cytoplasm
Molecular function (GO): sulfotransferase activity
Source: RefSeq, a predicted model, not a curated record
AGAUACACAUAUGCUGCACAAUGCCACGCUAGACUUCUACAGGUACUACAUGGGAGCUGAGAGCCCAAGGACAAGUGGGAACAUAUCGAGACCAGCUUGUUUUAUCUAGUGAUAAGCCCUUUAAACAUAGUCCAGAGUGGAACCAGGAAGUAAAAAGUCGAUAAACAGUGUGUUAACUUGUUGAGGCCAGAAGGGGGAAAAACUGAGAUUUGGGACUGAAGAAACUCAGAGCUCUCGCAGGAGAAGGAUCAACUCUAAGAAAUACUCCCUUGAAGUAAAACCUGUGGAAGCCCCCUGAUAUCCAGCCCUCCCAAGAUGGAACAUUUGUCAAGGCAGGAAUUAGAGGUUAUCCAUGAAAUUCCCCUCUACCGGCCUUUUGUGGAGAAGUGGGCCCAGGUGGAAUCAUUCCAGGCCAGGCCAGACGACCUUCUCAUUUCCACCUACCCGAAAUCAGGCACAACCUGGAUUAGUGAAAUCGUGGACAUGAUUUACAACAACGGGGACGAGGAGAAAUGUAAACGGGAUGCAAUUUUCAAUCGAGUCCCUUUCAUGGAAAUGAGCUGCCCUGGACUCCUAAGUGGCACAGAGCAGCUGGCUGCGGUGCCAUCGCCUCGGCUAGUGAAGACCCAUCUCCCAGUUCAGCUCCUCCCUGUCUCCUUCUGGGAGCAGGACUGCAAGAUGAUCUACCUUGCCCGAAAUGCCAAGGAUGUGGCUGUCUCUUAUUACCAUUUCUACCAGAUGGCAAAGAUGCAUCCAGACCCUGGCACCUGGGAUGAGUUCCUGGGGAAGUUUAUGGCUGGGAAAGUGGCUUAUGGAUCCUGGUACGAUCAUGUCAAAGGCUGGUGGGAGAAGAAAAAGGCCUAUCGAAUUCUGUACAUGUUCUAUGAGGACAUGAAAAAGGAUCCAAAGCGUGAAAUAGAGAAGGUGCUCCAGUUUCUGGGAAAGGACCUGAAGGAGGAAGUGGUGAAUAAAAUCCUCCACCAUACCUCCUUCCAGGAGAUGAAGAAGAAUCCUACUGCUAACUAUGAAAUGAUGCCAACCUGGGCUAUGGACCACAGUGUGUCUCCAUUCAUGAGGAAAGGGAUGUCAGGAGACUGGAAGAAUUACUUCACCGUGGCUCAGAAUGAGAUAUUUGAUGCACAUUAUAAAGAGCAGAUGAAAGGCUCGACAUUCAGAUGCCAAAUGGAGAUAUGAAGAAAAGGCUUCCCUAUGGUUCAUCAGACAAAUGCUAGCUGUCUAAAUACUAAAAUGGGUGAACUAGAGUGCCUGGCCUUAAAUGAGGAUAUUGAUAUAAUAGGCAUCAUGAAAACUUGGUGUAAUGAGGAUAAUCAGUGGAUUUGCGAUAAUACGAGGGUACAAAAUAUAUAGGAAUGACAGAGCUGGUGGGGGAGUGGCACUAUAUGUGAAAGACAGCAUAGUCAAGUAAAGUAAAAAUCUAAAAUGAAUUAAACUGAACCAUAGAAUCGCUAUGGAUAGAAAUUUCAUUUUGAAUAAUCAGAGUAUAGCAGUAGGAAUAUGAUACCGACCACCUGACCAGGAAGGUGAUGGUGACUUUGAAGGAGUUUAGAGAGGCUAUGAAGACAGAAAACCCAAUAAUAAUGGGGGAUUUCAAUUGUCCUCAUAUUGACUGGGUACAUGUCCUCUCAAAAACGGAUGCAGAGGUAAAAUUUCUAGACACAUUAAAUGACUGCGUCUUGGUUCAGCUUGUCCUGGAACCCUCAAGGGGAGAGGUAAUUCUUGAUUUUAAUCCUAAAUGGAGCACAGAAUAUGGCCAAGAGGUAAAUAUAGCUGAACAUCUCAGUAAUAGCGACAAUGAUGUAAUUAAAUUUAACAUUCUUGGAGGGGGAGAAAGGCCAAAGAAACCCACCACAAUAGCAUUUAACUUCAAAACAGGUAACUACACAAAAAUGAGGAAGCUAGUUAGACGGCAGUUAAAAGGAACCGUUACAAGAGUGAAAUGCCUGCAAACUGAAUGGAGACUAUGUAAAAGCACCAUAACUGAGGCAGUAAAAGGACCCAAAAAAUUCCACCAUGCGUAAGCAGCUGAAUAAAAGAGAUGAUUAGAGGCUAAAAGGUAUCCUUUAAAAAUGGGAAGUUAAGUCCUAGUGAGGAAACUAGAAAGAAGCAUAAACUCAGGCAAGUCAAGUGUAAAUGUAUGAUAUAACAGACCAAGAAAGAAUUUGAAGAGCAACUAGCUAAGUACACAAAAACUAACAGCAAAAAAAGUACAUCAGAAGCAGAAAUCCUGCCAAACAGUCAGUGGAUCCACUGGAUGAUUGUGUUGCUAAAGGAGCACUCAGAGAUGACAAGGCUCUGGCAGAGAAGCUAAAUUAAUUUUUGAAUUGGUUUUCACCGAAGAGGAUGAGGGGGAGAUCCCCACAUCUGAGCCGUUCUUUUUAGGUGACAAAUCUGAGGAACUGUUGAUUGAGGUGUCAGUAGAAGAGGUUUCAGAACAAAUUGAUAAAUUAAACAGUAAUAAAUCACCAGGACCAGAGGGCAUUCACUCAAGAGUUCUGAAGGAACUCAAAUAAAUUGCAGAACUACUAACUAUGGUUUACUUAAAUCAGCCUGUGUACCAGAUGAUUGCAGGAUAGCUAAUGUGAUGCUGAUUUUUAAAAAAGGCUCCGCACAAUGUAGUAAAAUGGUUAAUAAUUAGAAGAACAUGCGUGGCAGCAGUGAGGUCCAGUGGCUAGAGCACUGGACUGGGAGUAAAGUGACCUCCACUCUGACAAUGACCUGCUGUGUAACCUUAGCCAAGUCUCAUAACUGUUCUGUUGAUGAGAUUUUUGUGCUGCUGCCAUAAAUUAGAGCUACUCUGACUUACGCCAGGGGCCACUAUGGCUCCUGAAACAGUUUUAAGCUACCUUGGCACCUCCUCAUCCCAGCUGCAAAAUCCCACCUUUUGUCUCAGUUUUUCCCUGCUGUACCAUGGGGAUGGGGAUGCUUAAUGCACUGCUGCAAGGUGCUCAGAUACCUAUAUACAAAUAGAGUAGAGUGCUGGAGCUUAUCAUUAAAAGCACUGAAGUGACUUAGGAGCACGUCCCGCUGAACGUCAAUAUGACGUGUACUUCUUAGGCACUUUUGAAAAUCCCACCCACUCACCCUCUUUUGUAAGGCACUUUGAGACCUGUGGAUGCGCUUAGUAAAAGCUAAAUAUUAAUCUAAUUCCUCAUUGCCCUCUCAAUGCAAGCAUUAACAAAGUACAGUAACUCCGCUUUGAAAAUAGAUAUUCAUCAUGUCUCUUGGUUAUACGAACUUAUACAAUUGCCAAGUGCCUUUGGAAACCAUUUUUGUAUGCAGUGUUGUUGUAGCCAUGUUGGUCCCGGGGUAUUAGAGAUGCACGGUCGGUGAGAUAACAUCUUUUACUGGACCAACUUCUAUUGGUGAGAGAGACGAGCUUUUGAGCUUACAGAAAGGUGAGACCCGAAGAAGAGCUCUAUAUAAUCUCAAAAGCUUGUCUCUCUCACUAACAGAAGAAGUUGGUCCAAUAAAAUAUAUUACCUCCCCCACCUUGUCUCUCUUUUUGAACUAUUGUCCAUUUCGAUCCUAUUCUUGAGACUUUCCUUCUUAUUCUAUGGUAUAAUGAUCACCUUAAAAAUUAUCCCUUUAAUAGAGAACAAAGUUUGUUACUAACUGCCAGUCACUGAGUUAAUGUUCAGAAUCCCCAUUGUAUUGCGAAGCUGAAGAACUGAGGGGCAGUUUAGUUGUAGGCUUUUAAUAAGUUGAUGGGAGGCUGGGAUCCCUUUCUGAGCAGUAGCUCUGGCACUCAGGUAGCUUUUGCCUUCAGCAGGGCCGGAUCCAGGCAUCAGCUUGGCAAGCAGGUGCUUGGGGCGGUCACUCCGGAGAGGGGCGGCACAUCCAGCUAUUCGGCGGCAAUUCGGCGGUCGGUCCCUCACUCCGGCUCAGAGCGAAGGACCUUCCGCCGAAUUGCCGCCGCAGAUCGCGAUUGCAAUCACGGCUUUUUUUUUUUUUGGCUGUUUGGGGCGGCCAAAACCCUGGAGCCAGCCCUGGCCUUCAGGCUUCCAAGUUGAUCACACAUCCAGCUUUGUACUCUGAAUUCUAACCUUGUUUUUGAAAAAAAUCUUUUGAUCUCCACUAAAAAAUCCACUUCCUGGAAAGAAAAUCCAGGAAGCCAGACUCCGCCUCUCAAAAGGCAAAUCCUGUAACAUAACACUGGGGAAGAGAAAGGAGCGCAGCUGAUCUUAGAAAACAGCAACUGAAGGACGAAAACUGCUAGAGCCCAGAAGGGAUCCUAGCCUCUGAUCAACGAAAAAGCCAACAACAACCAAACUGAAUACACAGUAAGUUCCCCAGCUUUACGGCACAAGGGGUCCUUAACUUUGGAUCAGUGAGUAGGGUUUAUAGUGAUGUAGAUUUGUUAUCAGUUAAUGGGCAGUUCCAAUGAGCUGACAAGCUUUAAUAAAAGCCAGUCAAAAGCAGCCUUUAGAGGAAUUAUUGUGUUGUGUUUAGUUUAUGAUACAGUCAAUGGAGCUGAAAUGAGGAUUUUGAAUUAAGGGACUUGUGACCCAGAGACCUCUGUAUGCCAGCUGGCAGAGGGCACAGGAGUGCAUAGGUUUUUUUUACAGGAAUUCCUGGGUCAGAUGUAGGCAAAAUAGUUCACCAAAGAGGGCAUGUGAGGUCUCUACCGAGAGCCACUAGCCCACUGGUUAACACAAUCACUGCAAAAGGUGUGUACAGAUCAUAUUUAAGCAGUUAAGUAUCUAUACUGAAAAUUAUGUUCCUACGGUCUUAAAGUUAAAGCAGGUCACCAGGAGGUGACAUAACUCAGACAUGUUCCUUUCAGGCAAGUGGUACCAGAUGCCUAUUUCCCUGAUUGGUCAUAUGUGUGUCAGGCCUGCAAUUCAUGGCAAUGUUGGGUCUGUUUUCAUACUGAGCCCCAGGCAGUAGAAAAGAUUAUGAAAACUACCAGAGAGGAAAUUCACAGGAUACAACAAACAGCAGGGGGUGUCCUGUUUCUGACUAAAGACAGAGGAUUGUUGGGGUAUAUAAGGAAACCCAGAGACUCCUUCAUCAAGGAAGCAAGCUAACUGUGUUUGUCUUAUGAAAGGGUCACAGCCAGCCUGGCUGUGAAAUUCUGUAAAGAUUGUGGGUGAGCGAUACUCUACAAGACAUCAGAGUAUUUUGUUAAUUAAGUCUAGAAUGCAUGUUAUGGACAUGACCAUCUGUUUCCAAUAUUCCUACUUGCUAUCACUUAUAUGAGAUAUACCUAUCUCAUAGAACUGGAAGGGACCUUGAGUUGAGUCUAGUCCAGUCCAGUCCCCUGCCUUCACAGCAGGACCAAGUACCCCCUGACAGAUUUUUUUUGCCCCAGAUCUCUAAAUGGCCCCCUUAAGGAUUGAAAUCACCACCCUGGGUUUAGCAGGCUAAUGCUCAAACCACUGAGCUAUCCCUCCCCCUUUGUAUCUCGAGGCUGUGUUAAAUAAACUUUUACUUUAUUUGACUAUAAA